CUACAAAUGCAGCGGCAGUUAACAUCAAUCCUCUCACCAUUUUCUCUUCUGCAUCGUUUUCAAUUCAUUUCCAAAUUAGUAUGAAGCUACAGAGAAUGCGAAGCCACCGCCAGCAGCAGCAGGUAUCGUGGCGGCGCAAGUGGCUCAACAGAUCAACUAGCAACUCCGAUUAUUCCGCUGACAGAGACUUCAGCUCACAGCCUGAUUCCGAUCGAGAGGCUCUUCCAAGGUUAAGACGGCGAAAUUCCGAGACAUUUAGAGCUCAGUACAUUAAGUCCAAGGAAAUCAGGAUAUGUGCAGCCACCUGGAAUGUUCAAGGACUAACUCCUGAUGAUCACCUCAAUCUUGAUGGUUGGUUAGACAUUGCUGAGCCUGCUGAUAUUUAUGUGAUCGGGUUUCAGGAGAUCAUACCAUUGGAUGCUGGUAACAUAUUUGGAGCUGAAGAUACCCGUCCUGUCCAAAAAUGGGAAAACAUCAUUCGUGAAACUCUCCACCGAGUUUCACCAAUGACUAGGUUCAAGAGCUAUAGUGAUCCUCCUUCUCCAUCUAGAUUUCAGCCAACCGAGGAUGCCUUAGUUAUAGAUGAAGAAGUUGCACUUGAAUCAGACAGUGAUAUCGAGGAGGCAAUCUACCCCGUGAAUGAGCACACAUCUGGUUUCGAUGAUGGAGGAACUGAUUUUGAUUGUGAUGAUGCCUCUUUACCCGAGGACCCUGUUAGCUUUGACAUGGCACUGGAAAAGGAGUCGCUGCAGUCGUCUUCCUCCAAAAGAUUGGAUAGAUUGCACUACUUAAAGGUCAAUGAUUCUGAGGAAAAUGUUGAAGAGUCUAAUGCUCAGUGCACUAAGAUAUUAUCCAAAACACUUAGUGGUACAGAAAAGAUAGGCUUAAGCUGGCCAGAGCCACCACUUGAUCUUCUAGGUCAGCAUAUUUUGGAGAAGUCUAAUUCCUUCGGUUCUUCUAAAUCCUUCAAGACUCUCAAAUCUUUCCGGACACACAACUCUUUCAAAUCUAGUGCGAUAAAUGAAAGGUCGAUGGAGUCUGACUUGAAAGCACUGGCGGAAAUAGACCUUGACUCCCUAAUAGGUCGGAAAAGAAGGUCAGCCUAUGUUAGAAUAGUGAGCAAGCAAAUGGUUGGAAUUUUUAUUACAGUAUGGGUGCGGAGGAGCUUGCGAAGAUACAUACAAAAUGUGAACGUGUCUGCUGUUGGUGUUGGUGUCACGGGCUAUGUUGGCAACAAGGGUGCGGUAUCAGUUAGUAUGUCAGUACAUCAGACGGUCUUCUGUUUUGUUUGUACUCACCUAACAGCAGGAGAAAAAGAAGCAGAUGCGGUCCAGAGAAAUGCUGACGUGCAUGAGAUUCAUAAACGAAGCCGUUUCAACCCUUUCUCUGCUAUGGGGCUUCCUAAUAGGAUAUAUGACCAUGAGAGAAUUAUUUGGCUUGGUGACCUUAACUAUCGAAUCAACUUGUCUUAUGAACGAACGAGAGAGCUAAUAUCCAAGAAGCAGUGGUCCAAGUUACUGGAGCAGGAUCAGCUGACGAGAGAGCUCAAGAAAGGCCGAGCAUUUGAUGGAUGGUCGGAAGGUUCUCUGAGCUUCGCUCCUACUUACAAAUAUGAGUUAAAUUCCGAUACUUACUUCGGUGAGGACCCAAAAGCUGGUAGAAGAACACCUGCAUGGUGUGAUCGUGUCCUCUCCUUUGGGACGGGAAUGAGGCUGGUGAACUACAGGAGAUCCGAGAUCAAACUAUCCGACCACCGCCCAGUGACUGCCUCGUACAUGGUGGAAGUGGAAGUAUUUUCUCAGAAGAAGUUGCAAAGAGCACUCACUUUCACAAACGCAGAAGUUGAAGAAGAGGAUAUUGUCAUGGAUGUUGGAGUUAAUACGUGAUUACACCUGCCAACGCUAGAAGAGGACACGUCAUAUUGGGAGCGUUGAAGCCAUGGUCGAAGAGGCUGCAAGCGACCCCUUGAACGGGCAAGAUGUUCAUUUCUUGUUCCGGGUUUUUGGAGGUGAGGAUGCGGAGAAUGGAGAUGACCUGUGGCUCAAGUCCCUUGUCAUUUGUUGAGUAGCAAAAUUAGUAGUAUCAAUGCCUAUGCAUAUCUUCUUACUGUUGUUUGUAAAUGUUAGGCCCAUAAUAAAUUUUUUAAAGGUGUAAAAUUAUAGUAGUAAAAUUAUUUAGCAUCCAGCAAAAUCCUCCAGAACUAUGUCAAUCAUGUCAGUCUAUAUAUGCUCAGUUUCACGAAUAGAGAAUGCAGUUUGCAGAA
Molecule: messenger RNA, 2263 nt
Organism: Salvia hispanica
Lineage: Eukaryota; Viridiplantae; Streptophyta; Magnoliopsida; Lamiales; Lamiaceae
Product: type IV inositol polyphosphate 5-phosphatase 3-like
Biological process (GO): phosphatidylinositol dephosphorylation
Molecular function (GO): phosphatidylinositol-3,4,5-trisphosphate 5-phosphatase activity; inositol-polyphosphate 5-phosphatase activity; phosphatidylinositol-4,5-bisphosphate 5-phosphatase activity
Source: RefSeq, a predicted model, not a curated record